Ostrea edulis (European flat oyster) is the source of this 2453-nucleotide messenger RNA. RefSeq names its product 14-3-3 protein epsilon-like. The record is from RefSeq and is a predicted model, not a curated record. The transcript is spliced from 5 exons. Gene Ontology annotation, cellular component: cytoplasm. NCBI's taxonomy places the organism in Eukaryota, Metazoa, Mollusca, Bivalvia, Ostreida, Ostreidae. Gene Ontology annotation, biological process: signal transduction. Bases 264 to 1034 code for a protein of 256 amino acids.
CCCCAUAUUCUCCAAUAAAGAACCUUGAUUGCUUCAAAUCUCUGCAGACUCGCUUGGUUUUAGUAAGUUCUGGAAUAAAAGUAGUGCAUUUACAUGAAUAUACAACUUCAUGAAUGAACAUGUCUGCGGUCUGGCGCAUGAAUAUAUUGACCUCCGUAAUUUUACGUACUACUUUCUUUGGCGCUUUCGGCCAUCUUGGAAAUAUUUUGCGAAUAACUCGGUGAAAAUCCGUGCCAAUCGAAGGUUAUUAACAAUCAUCCAGAAUGGCUGACCGGGAAGAUAACGUCUAUAGAGCCAAGUUAGCUGAACAGGCUGAAAGAUAUGAUGAAAUGGUUGACGCCAUGAAGAAGGUGGCCAUAUCAGGUAUGGAGCUUUCUGUAGAAGAGAGGAACCUCCUGUCUGUAGCAUUUAAGAAUGUCAUCGGGGCGAGGCGAGCAUCUUGGAGAAUUAUGACAAGCAUUGAACAAAAGACCGAGUCAAAGGAUGACUCGAAUAAACAGAGCCAGGUCAAGAACUACAGAAGUCAGAUUGAAAAUGAAUUGAAAGAUAUCUGCAAAGAUGUUUUGGAUAUCCUCGAUAAUAAUCUAAUAUCAUCUGCAACCACUGGGGAAUCAAAAGUAUUCUACUUUAAAAUGAAAGGAGAUUACCACCGAUAUCUUGCUGAAUUCGCAACUGGCCAAGACAGGAAAGAAGCUGCAGAAGCUAGUUUAGUUGCUUACAAGGCUGCCAGUGAUAUAGCAAUGGCAGAUCUCCCACCCACGCACCCAAUUCGACUAGGAUUAGCUCUGAACUUUUCUGUGUUCUAUUAUGAGAUCCUAAACUCGCCGGACAGAGCUUGUAGAUUGGCCAAGGCUGCUUUCGAUGAUGCCAUUGCUGAACUGGAUAGCUUAAGUGAAGAGAGCUAUAAAGAUUCUACAUUGAUAAUGCAGUUAUUAAGAGAUAAUUUAACUCUAUGGACCUCCGAUAUGCAAGGUGAAGAUAGUGAACAAAGAAGUGGUGAGCAAUUGCAAGAUGUAGAGCAGGAGGAGUCAUAAUUGGAUGUAGUAGUAGCAGUGUUUACAAUACAGAACAUAGUCUACAUGGCCAUUGGACACAUUUAUGUGCUGAGCUGUGAGGACAUUGAAUCAUUCAUCACUGAUCAUGUUCCAUUCAUGUAUUGGACAGACGUCAAUUAAAGGAGAAAAAAAAAAACACUUGCAUGUUGUUAGGGAAUUUACAAUAUUGUGAUAUAUGAUCAGUUACUUCUCGACUUUCUUUCUCUCUAUAACCCUGAACUUUGAUCCAGAAGUCGAAAGGCUUAACCAUCAUAUCCUUUUUGCUUUAGGAGAAAAUUUCUCGGCCACUAACACCUAUAGUACGGUCUACACUGUGUUUACUUGAUUUGACUGUUACUCAAUGUCUGUUCAUUUUUAUGUAAUCUGAGAGGAGCAUGAUUAUUAUGUAAUGUAACUGUUGAUGAAAAAUCUUUUGUUGUUUUUUUAAUAUUUUUUUUUUUGUGUUUGCAUGGUAGAAGAUGCAAAGAUUGGUUUAUAUUGGUACACAGUAGGGAAUUGCAAAUCUUAUAUAAUUAUACUUAAUAAAGGUUUAUCAAAAAAUUUGAGUGUAAUCAAAGAUCAGAUUUCACACAUUACCCGUUAUUUAAGAAGUCUUGACAUGCACAACAUGAAUAAAUGAGAAGUGUUUCAAAGAUGGGCAAUCAUGAUGAAAACCAAUAUUGUAACAAAAAUUUAUAUCUAUGUGAUUGGUUGUAACUGAGAAGCAUUCAAAUGUUCCAGACUUAAACCCUUUAUUAAACAUUUGAGGAACAGUGGGUAGGCUUGGGGAUAUUGGAAAUUGAAAUCUGUCGCUUGGACUUAUAUUUAUUAUUAUUAAAUGUUGCUAACUUUUGAUGAUCCUUAUUAAUAUUGUUAUAGUUUAGAACACUAGUGCACAUAUAUUUUUUUUUUUGUAUGAAGAGCUGAUUGUAGUAAUAUUUUAUUAUUUAAGAAUGGAAUUGACUUUGUCAGUAUUAGUUGUGUUUCAUUGUGUAAAAGGCAUAUUGGAUCCCGAAGAAUGUGCUUAAUUUCUAUAUUUCUAUUGUGAAUUUUAUACAAUUCCAAAUUGGUGGUUAUUGACUUUGGCAAUAUAGGAUGUUGGGACAGCUGGGAAUUCCAAGAAGGGCCUUCCCACGAUUGAAGACAUUGUCAUUGACUAUGACAUCACCAAUUCUGGAACAAUAAAUCCAUCAUCUUUAGUAUAUGAAUCUGUGCUCUAGUAUAUUGUCGAUUUCGGCCUUUGCUGUUUUAAAAUGUCUUGUCUGGUGUUGUGACAUUAAAAUCUCACAAGUUUGAAGAAGUCUUAAUCACAAUAAAAGUGGAUAGAUUGAAACCUAGUUUAUUCUAGAUGUUGCCCUACAUAUAAUAUACCAUUGUAAAGUGUCUUGCUUUUAACAGUAAAACAAGCUGAUACAAUGA